This is a messenger RNA of Carassius auratus (goldfish), 3131 nucleotides long. Its product is annotated as SLAM family member 9-like. The coding region runs from base 319 to 1191 and encodes 290 amino acids. Lineage: Eukaryota; Metazoa; Chordata; Actinopteri; Cypriniformes; Cyprinidae. The transcript has 9 exons. The record is from RefSeq and is a predicted model, not a curated record. Gene Ontology annotation, cellular component: membrane.
UAGUUCCGUCUUCGGCAGUGUUGCAAAGUCCGUGGUUUUCGAUAUUUUGCUCCUGAAAUGUGAAUUCUAUCUGGGGAACCCUUCCAAAAAAGUAAAUUUUACCCCCGGAACCCAAUAUUUAACGGGGGACCACACCAAAACGCGAUUAGGAUAGUUUUGAGUAGCAAUUUGGGCGGGGUUUAGUGUGAAAACUGGCAACCUGAUUCUUGCCUGGACUUCCUUCCCUGCUCUGUGCUCUAAUGGCGACUCGGGCGUGUUUCUGAAACACGUACUGUUAAAAAAAAAAAUAGCAAAGAAAGGAUCGAAAAGCUGUACUGAAUGAAAAUGCUUGACCUAAGAUAUUCGACGGCCUUCAUCUGCGCCGUGUUCUUCAUCAUAGGAGCUGUUUCAGGUGAAGAUAAAGCAGUGGGUUCGUCUGUUUCAUUUCGUCCAGACAAAAUAGAUUCUUCUGUCAGCAGCAUUAUAUGGAAACACAGAAACCGCACUGGAGUUGUUGUAAAAGCGAUUGAGUGGGAUAAAGAUGAGCCUGAGGUUAACAUCCCGCAUCCGAGAUUCAAAGGCAUCACAUCUAUUGAUGACAAGACUGGACAGAUCACUAUAACUAAGCUAACUGUUGAACACAGUGGACUAUAUACCAUUGACAUCAACAGUAAAGAACAGGAACAAAAAUUCACCUUGACUGUUAUAGAGCGGGUCCCCAAACCUAAGAUAACUAAAGAGGAGACCAAUAACGCUGAUGUUGUCUAUUUGAAAUGUGACUACAUUGGAACGAUCAUCUGGAAGAAUUCUACUGGACAAACAGUGGAGGACAAGAAGAAUGAGAUAACAGUCAAAAACUCCAAAAAUCCAGAAAACUUCUACACCUGCACACUCAACAACACUGUGAGUGAAGAGACCAGUGAUCGAGUCUAUGAGAGAGAAUUAUUUGUGACAGGAUCGAAUGCAGGACUGAUUGUGGGGAUUUUAUUUGCUCUCUUACUUGUCGCCCUUAUUAUCUUUAUCGUGCUCUAUCUAUUCGUGACACCUGUUCACGAGUGGGUUAAUAGCACCUGUCCAUGUAUGGCAAAUUUGUUCGGCCCUCUGGAUUGUUUGAAGAAGACCGAAGUAGCGGGCAAAAAUUCAUCAGGAAGUGGUGUUGAUGCACCUUUGAAUCAGACUUCAAGUACCUCUCCAUCAGAUCAGAACCAAUAGUAGGUAAAGGUCAUUGUUGAAUUUUGCUUUCUAGAAAAUAACUUCUCUACAUCCAUGAAACAACAACACUUCCUGGAUUAUGGUGGCUGAAGAAUGAUUGUACAUUUUAUCAUCUUGGGGGAAAAAAAAUAUUCCACAGGAACAGAUCAAGGAACCGAAACAAUUGUUGCCUGCAGUGAACUGAAACUAAUCUCUUAGAAAGCAGUUAUACAUUAUUACUCCAUAAUUCAUAAAUCAUCCUACAUGUUGACCUAUGUUGACACUUUCUGAAUCUGUUACAGAUAGUCUCUCUCGAACAGAUGUGCUCAGUUAGAUUUGUAUGUUCAAUCAAUGUAAUUUGCCAGUGUGUACAGGGCUCUCAAGUUAUGGCAAAUGUUUGGAGUGAGACUACAUCUGUUAGAGGAAGGGCACUGGAAUAUGACCAGUCACUAAAAGGGGAGGAGCCACUCAAAUAUUUACAGCACCCAAUUCUCAAGUUUUUGCUAGGAGUUCAAUUUUCAAGCAGUACAAAUUUCUUUGUAUUUUUUAAUAUACAGAACAAUUUAUUUUAUUUUUGAUGAAUUUGUCUGUUUUAUCAGAUUUACCAAAUGUUAUAACCUCUCUAGCAAUUCCCUUAGUUUCUGGGAGCCAGAGCUAAGUUUAAGCUUCUGGUUGCAAAGCAGUUAUUGACUGCAAUAAUAUAACUUUAGCAUGCGUUGGCUUCCCAACAUCAGCUCUCAUUAUCUUUGACUUGAGACUUGAGAGCCCUAGUACAUGCUUUGGCAUAGGCCUAGACUUCGACAUUGAAAAUGAUUCAGUAAUUUUAAGUUUGGGGAGAGCACAUUAACCAAAAUAAAUCCAUCAAGUAUUGUACAUAAAUCUAUUAUCUAUAUAAAUUGAAUGUUUAAAAUAAAUGGGUUUGGGCUGUUUUAAGACAAAGACAUGGCUGGUGCUAAAUGAUUUUAAGUUAGCGCUGUCAUCAUAGCAAAACCGAAUGAUCUGCACCCUGAAGCGGAGCUCAGUUAUUACAUGGCUGCAUGUUAGUUAAUAUAGAUAGUUAUUUUUUUUAUUUGAGUUUAAAUUAGUUUAAUUUAAAUGUAGAGAAGGUGGAGAAGCAGUGCAAUCACAUAUAGGAAACAUUGGUCUCUUCAUGUUGUCCUGGACAUUUUUCAGAAAUAAUGGCUAAUAAGAAUCAAGUAUUCCAGUGAACCAUGUAAUAACCUGAGAUUUGUUUGCUUUUAAUGUCUAUUUAUGUAGUUCAUUUCCAUUUCUUUUAUAUAUAUAUAUAUGACCUUUCUAAACUGAACUUCACUGGGUUUUCAAGUUCAACAUUUUUUUUCAACAUUUAAAAGCAUGACUUUUGAUUUAUAACAAAGCUUUGCUUUUCAAGGCCUCAGGUUCUGUGAGCCAAGUGGGUUACACCCAUAGAUGUUUUGUUUGGAAUUUUAACUCGUCAUCAUUUUUUCCACUGAAUCUUGGCUUACUUGAAGUGUAUUCAUAAUUAUUUAGGUUUUUGUUUGCUUGCUCAGAAAUAAUGGAUUUGCAGCCAUACUUUGUAAACCGUAUGUUAAUGCAAACCUAUAUUACUUAUUUUGCAAACCUUAUAUCACUAUUUUGUAUACUGCCCUUUUCAUAUUGCUUAAAACUGAUAUUUUAAAUACAAUAAGUAUGCAGUGUUUUUACCUUUAUGUUGCCAUUUAUUUAUUUUUUGGAUGCAAAUUGGCAAGUUUUUUUCUUUAUAGUCACUUAAGAUCAAAUUAGAGUUGAUUUCUCUGACGUCACGUUACUAAUCUUCAUGAAAUGGCAAAACUAAAAAGUACCCAAUGUAUGCCUGCACUUACCUUUAGGAGUUCACCAUCACUAAUAAACUUUGUAUGUACAGUCUUACGACUAAAAUUAAAUGUCGUUUUGUUCCCUGAGUUACAACUGAAUAUGAAUGUAUAAAAUGAUGUGGAACUUUA